This is a messenger RNA of Panonychus citri (citrus red mite), 3413 nucleotides long. RefSeq lists its product as uncharacterized. Bases 852 to 2804 code for a protein of 650 amino acids. Lineage: Eukaryota; Metazoa; Arthropoda; Arachnida; Trombidiformes; Tetranychidae. The record is from RefSeq and is a predicted model, not a curated record. Gene Ontology annotation, molecular function: zinc ion binding; nuclear receptor activity; RNA polymerase II cis-regulatory region sequence-specific DNA binding. Gene Ontology annotation, biological process: positive regulation of transcription by RNA polymerase II; negative regulation of transcription by RNA polymerase II; cell differentiation. The transcript is spliced from 5 exons.
GAUUCGUGUUGUUAUAUAGUUUGCAAAAAAAGAGCCACAGGAAAAGAUGGAAUUGAUAAGCAAGUUAUCGACCUGUUAACAGUCAAUAUGUCAUUUUGAACUGAUUCUCAAUUUUUGUUUCUUUUUUUCCUAUUUUAAUGAUGCAAAAGUCAAGAUCAUCACAGAUCUUUUAGCCCAAUCCAACGCUAUCGGAAUUGACGAACUCAAUAUUGAUGUUUAAACAUAUACAUUUCUUUUUCUUUUUUUACCAAUAUUAUUAAUAUAAUCAUCAUCAGCAUCAUUAUCAUCAUCAUCAUCAUCAUCUCUCUCUCUCUCUCCUGCUUUAAAUCCGCCUUUCCUUAGUCUACCUGUUUACUUUCUGAAUCUUCCUUAACUUUCUCAGCUCUUUCCCUUUCGAUUUGGCACUCCUACCGCACCACUUUACCUGGUUCUGGGCGUAAAUGAUUGAGAAAGAGGCUGAAAAAAGAGAAGAUUCUGAGGGAAGAAGAUUGGAAGAUGAAGAUGUUCACGAAAAGAAAGAGAAAAGUGAGUAAAAAACCGGGAGCUAGGAAGUGUUCAAGUUCCGUUCUAUUGAUUUCGAUGGUUAAACUUGACCUCUCCUUUUUUAUACUUUUUCUUACUCUUUUCUCCAAAUUCUCUUACAAUUUAUCUCCCUUCGUCUCUCCCUCUCUCCCUCUCUUCUAAACUCACUAAUCAAUUUGUGAUCACCGUCUUAGCCUCAUCUUCAAAAUGAAAUAAAUACUCCGCUUUAAACAUCCCAAGCCAUUUAUCAAGAAUCAGAUCAAAUAUCAACAUAUAAUUUGAUUAACCAACUUUCCAUCAACUCAUCUUUAAAAUCAAAACUGGACAAUAUGAGUACAAGAAUCGCCGAUGAACUGACCUGCCUUGUUUGCUCAGACAAAGCAAUGGGGAAUAACUUUGGUGCCGUUAGUUGUGAAUCUUGCAAAGCUUUUUUCCGCCGAAACGCUCACGAUAUCGAGAAACUUCGAUGUGAAUUUACAGGUAAAUGUUCAAUUACUACAUUGACCCGUCGUCAUUGUCGCCGAUGCAGAUUGGAAAAAUGUUAUCAUGUUGGAAUGAGAAAAGAUUGGAUUCUAACGGAAGAGCAACUCCAAAUUCGCCGAGCUCGAAUUCAAUCACGAAAAUCAAGAGAAUUAGCAACACGUACCAAUGUUAAUUCGGUGGUUUCUUCCUCUUCAGUAUCAACAUCAAGUUCACCAUCAUUAUUAUCUUCAUCAUGUUCAUCAUCUUCUUUGGCCUUAUCCUUACCCAACCAUCAUCAUGUCAUCUCAUCCUCUUUCUCAUCAUCAUCUUCAAGUACAAACAUUGAACAAGUUUCAUCUGUUUUUUCAUCUUGUUCAUCCACAAACUUUCAUCAUGCUAAUCAACAAAAUCAUUCAAUGGAUCAUAAUUCAACUCCCUUUAUUGGCCCCAUGACCUUUUGUCUUUCAAGUGGACCGUCCACUUUAAACGCAUCUAAUGGGAUUUAUGAUGAGGAUGAUGAGGAAGAUGGUGAAGAUGAAGAAAGUGAUAAUGAUUAUACUGAAUUAUGUGAUAAAAUGGGUCAGAAAACUUUUCCUAUUCCUAAUUCAUAUUCUCGUAAUAUGCUUACAUCGCUUCUAGAUGAUAACUCCCAAGUUCAUCAUCAACCGCUACAUGAAUUAUAUUCAUCAUCAUCAAUUAAUCCAUCUCAUCAUUACUCUGAUUUUGAUCAAAUCUCAUCUACAUCUAUGGUUCCCAAUGUUCCUAGUUUUCUAUCACAACCUGAGUAUCAUCAUCACCAUCAAAAUGAUAAUAAACACCAUUCAUCAUUUACUGUGCCUUCUAACUCUCCAUCAUUAUAUCCUUUCUCAUCUUCUUCAUCUUCCUCCUCAUCUUCAUUUUCAUCUAAUCAUCAUCUUCCGGGUCCUGUGAUCUCUUCAUUCCCAUAUAAUGAUAGCCGAUCAUCAACUUCCUCCAAUUCAUUUCACUCUAAUUUUACAAUUAAACCUGAACUCAGUGAUUUCAAUCAAAGGGAAGAUGAAAAUAUCCAGAGUAAAGUUUAUGAUCUAAUUACUGGAUCCGAUUUAAAUUUACCAAUUAGCCUUUCCAAUGAAUAUAUAUCCUCUAAUUUAGCUCUUAAUCAGCUUCUUGAUCAACGUAUGAACGAGCUUAAACUUUCCUAUUCGAAUCACCAUCAAUCGUUACCCUUUAUCUGUGAGGUAUCAACAACCCUUGAAGAAACAAUCAUCCAAUUAGCUGAUCAUAUUGCGAAAAGUUCAAUUGCUUCAAUUAAAAGUCUUACUCCCUUUGGUCGUUUACCAAUACAAGUUCGUAACGAUAUGUUCAAAGGAUCUUUCGCCAAUCUAAUGAUAAUCCGUUUGUGCUUCUUAUUUGACCUGGAUAAAGGAGGAUGGACAGCUCCUGGAUCAUCAAAAGUGAUAAAAUGGAGUUUCCUCAAUUUGGAUUCCCAAUCAGCUUCAUAUUUUCUUAAUUUUAUCAAAGAUCUUAAUGAACGUUGGCAAAGAGAUUUCAAAAUUGGAUUGAUUCUUGAAGCUAUAACACUUUUCAGUCUAAAUAGCCCCGAUAUGAAAUAUCAAGAAAACAUCAGUAAAGAAAAAUAUUUCUACACUUACCUGUUACGCCGUUACCUUGAAUCAAUUGGACUUUCGGUUGGUCAAGCUCGAGCUGAUUGCUAUGAAUUACUGAUGAAAUUGGAGACAAUUAAAGUUAACGUUGAACCAUUGGACAAGAUUCGGCAAAUUUGUUCCUAUCAACCACUGAAAGCGGGUCAAUUACUAUCGGAGAUUCUGGAUCUUGUCUGAAUCGAUCAAUCAAUCAAUCAAUCAAUGGACAUCAAACUGAUUGAUUUCGAAGCCAAAUUCAAUAACAAUCAAGUGCAAUAAUUUAAACAAUUGACCAAUGAGAGAAAGUUCAAAGUUUAAGUCAACGAUUCAGAUACAAAUAUCAAUAUAUUAAUGAAAGAUGGACAAAGGUCUUAAUGGUCAUCACAUUUUAUUGGUUAACAAAUGGAAAAAGAAAUGAAUUUAUUUUAUUUUAUUUCAAUAUUUUAUUAUCCCUCAUAAUAUUGAAUCAAUAAUAUUUACGAAUCUAUGUAAUCAUGAUUAAGAUGAACACUCAAAUAUCAACGAUUCAGUUUUGCUUUGAGAAGCAAAAGUUACUCGAGUUCAGAAUUUUCUGAAUCUAUCUGAUUGCCUGAGAAUAAAUAAAAAUACUGAAAAUGUUAAUUCUCUGAGGAAUUGGUUCACUUUUCUUUCUCCAAAUUGAUUAAUGAUCUAAACUAAUUUUGUUGAUCAACUGAAGAUUAAUGAUGAAAUUAAAGUGAUACGAAGUUGAUUUAGAUUCAAUUGUUAUGGUUAAUUCAUUUCUCUUUUCAUAAUUCCAGUUGAAAUUAAUUGAUUUCUAAUUAGAAA